AUGCUGUGUCCUGUGCUGCUCUGUGCCGCUCUGCUCCUCCUGACGCCGCUGGACCUCACAGAGGCUCGCGCUCUGCAUCCCGGCACCGAUGCCACGCAGUUUAUGGAGCAGUUUCUGGAACGCUACAAUGACCUUUUGACCCUGGACGACCUGGAGAACCUGUUAAACAGCCAACCAGAGGAGCAGUCCACCUUCUCCUCCGGGGUCAAAGCGGCCGAGACCCCCAAAUGGGCCAACGCGCAGACGCAGCCCGAGACCCCCUGGCUGCGCCUGCUGAAGGGCGCCCUGGCCAAUCAGAAGCGUGCGGAGCCGGAGCGCUCACGGCGGGGAUGGAACCGGGGCUGCUUCGGGCUGAAGCUGGACCGGAUCGGGUCCAUGAGCGGACUGGGCUGUUAG
Limanda limanda (common dab) is the source of this 396-nucleotide messenger RNA. It is a transcript of the gene nppcl, whose product is annotated as natriuretic peptide C-like. Gene Ontology annotation, biological process: receptor guanylyl cyclase signaling pathway; cGMP biosynthetic process. The transcript is spliced from 2 exons. Gene Ontology annotation, molecular function: hormone receptor binding; hormone activity. Gene Ontology annotation, cellular component: extracellular region. The record is from RefSeq and is a predicted model, not a curated record. Lineage: Eukaryota; Metazoa; Chordata; Actinopteri; Pleuronectiformes; Pleuronectidae. The coding region runs from base 1 to 396 and encodes 131 amino acids.